Ruditapes philippinarum (Manila clam) is the source of this 734-nucleotide messenger RNA. RefSeq lists its product as uncharacterized. The annotation marks the transcript as partial. NCBI's taxonomy places the organism in Eukaryota, Metazoa, Mollusca, Bivalvia, Venerida, Veneridae. The transcript has a single exon. The record is from RefSeq and is a predicted model, not a curated record.
UUCAGUGAUGACCUAGAUCGCAGACCACGUGGCAGAGAACGAAGGCGGUCUCCAAGUUUCAAUGAUUACGACAGACCACGUAGACAUAGAACACAACCUGACAGAGGCAGGAAUCUUCGACGAAGAGAAAGAACACCAAGAAACAGAACGCCACCCCGUAGAGAAAGGACACCUCCGCGCAGGGAAAGAACACCACCGCAAAGAGAACCGUCGCCAAUUUUUAGAGAUAGCACUCCGCCUCGUAGAGAAAGAACUCCACCUCGUAGGGAAAGGACACCACCGAGGGAAAGGACACCGCCUAGGAGAGAACAAACUCCGCCCAGGCAACAGGCUAAACGUCAACAGGAAUACUCACCGGAAAGUACCCCUGCACCUCAAUACCGUCCACCAUCGGAAAAUAAUCCCUGGAAGUCUAAGCCCAGGAGGCAGUCUCCAGUAUCUGAUACUGAAGAUGAGCGCUAGAUAUUUGUUUUGAAAUUUCAAGCACUUGAAAACGAUACAAGUAUAUGCUUUUAUGUAGACUUGAACGAUUAAUUUUGUUUUCUCUAGUUGCGAUUUCUUGUUACAUUUUGUAAUUUAAAAGUAUUUGUGUGUUUUCAUUACCAUACUUACUCCUUGCAUAUAGUUACAAGACGUCUUUUCCGAUGUAGUUUGGCUCCAGCUAUACCUAUGGCUUGAAGGCAAACAUCUGCAAUGUGUCAUCAUAUUAUUCGAUCGGGGAAAAUUGUACUUUU